Messenger RNA from Salarias fasciatus (jewelled blenny), 1683 nucleotides. It is a transcript of the gene gkap1, whose product is annotated as G kinase anchoring protein 1. Bases 155 to 1309 code for a protein of 384 amino acids. The record is from RefSeq and is a predicted model, not a curated record. Gene Ontology annotation, cellular component: Golgi apparatus. The transcript is spliced from 12 exons. NCBI's taxonomy places the organism in Eukaryota, Metazoa, Chordata, Actinopteri, Blenniiformes, Blenniidae. Gene Ontology annotation, biological process: signal transduction.
UGCUGGACUCGGACCUACAGAACAGACCUCCGCUGUAACGAGCAGGUGAAAGUACUCUGCAGGAACUUUUCCCAUCAGAAGUGCCUCUUCCAGCACAGCUUUGUGGCAGCACCGAAGCGACACAUCAGCACAGCAAUUUUUUUUAAUUUCCGAAAUGGCGUCAUCUGCAAUGAUCACCGUCCCCACCACGGCCUCCCGCUUUGCCCUGCUCCAGAUCGACUCGGGUUCGGACUCGGACACCUCCGAACCGAGCAAGAGUACGACCAAGACCGGACGGGAGACCUCCGGGAAGCCCCGGCAAGGGAAGGCUGGAGGAGCCGCGGGGAAAGCAGCUCAGAACAAUGACAAGAAGAAAGACAAGAAAAAGAAGAAGAAGGAGCAGCAGCAGAGUGAGGCGAAUGAGUUGCGCAAUCUGGCCUUCAAGAAGAUCCCUCAGAAGUCGGCCGCCCCUCCUUGUAUGACGCUUUCAGGAAUCGCCAGUGAGCUUCUCAACCCCGCAACAGCCGACCACGAUAUACCUUCAGAGGGGUGGCAGCAGUGGAAGCAGAGAGAUGAGCAGAUAACCACAGAGCUGUAUGAAGCAGACUUGGAAAAGGCACUGAUUUUAAGCAAACUUGAGUAUGAACAACAAAAACAGCAGAGCAACCCAAACGCAUCCUCGCCAAAGUCGCGAGGAGGAAAAGAGGGUGCAGGGAAAAAAGACAAAAAAAAGAAUCAGCAGGCAAAAGACAAAAAGACGGUUUCUCUGCAGGACUUCCAGGCUGAAGGCAGCGCAGAACAAUUAAGUAGAAAACAAGAGAAAGAGGACACCAGAGCGUCUAACUUAGCGUUAGGUAUCGGGCAGGAGGAGCGUUUCUUUAACAAACUGGAAGACGAUGUGAGUCAGAUUAUCCAAAGGGAGAAAAGACGUGAGCAGUUCACAAACAGCCACGGACACGAAGUCACCACCUCCACAGAACAUGAGCCGGACCCCCGAGCAGAACAGCUGAAGUACGAGCUGGAGAAGAAAGAUCAAGAGAUUGAGAAGCUAAAAAAGACCAUCUCUCAGUGGGAGGUGAAAUAUAAAGAAGUGAAAGCGAGAAAUUCCCAGCUGCUAAAGAUGCUUCAACAGGGAGAGAUGAAAGAUAAAGCAGAAAUUCUUCUUCAGGUUGAAGAACUGUUGCAUAUUAAAGAAGAACUGUCAUCACAGGUAUCAUUACUACAUGGUGCCCUUGAGCAAGAACGGUCUAAAGUUAAAGGGCUUCAGUCAGAACAGCCAAAACAUCAGGGGAACAAGAAAGGGAAGAAAAACUCUGAGGUGGAUCUAUGAAGGUGUUGGAAGGAAAAUACCUGAAUACCUGAAAAGUAAAAUUAGUAGAAAAAGUACUGCUAUUGACUAUCAGGGUUUUCUCUUCUGUUCUGUUUUUAAGCUCGGGCUUCUCCUUGGCCCAUAAUGCAUGACUAUAAACUCUAAAAACAAAAACAAAAAAAUACAGUACUCUGGAACGUGGCAUGUUGUACUGCAUACACAACUGAACAGACAUUUAAGUUGGAGUCAAGUUGGCCCACCUCGCGGUCGAGUGCCGGUUGGCAGUUCUGUGUGCCUCAUCUUUUUCAUGGGCUGUUCUGCCAAGAUGACAGAUGUGAAUUGUAACUUUUAUUUUUGUUUGUGCUUCACUGUUAAGUAUAUAAAAGAUGUUUUCA